This is a messenger RNA of Trichobilharzia szidati, 547 nucleotides long. NCBI's taxonomy places the organism in Eukaryota, Metazoa, Platyhelminthes, Trematoda, Strigeidida, Schistosomatidae. The record is from the annotation of a GenBank genome assembly.
UCAAUACACCAAGUUCACCAUUUAACAAUUUAUAUCAGUCAAGUAAAACGUCUACUCCUGAAGUGGCUUUUCGACUAGUGUGUAGUCCUGCCCUGCUUACAGAUGAACUUUCCGAAUCAACUUCGACUCUAACUUCUGAAAUUAUACCAAAGAAAGUGUCCAGUAUCAGUAGGAAACCACCUGUUAUCCCAAGAAGACGUAAUCACAUUCCUAAUAAAUCAAAUAAUUCACCUUAUACAGUUGUUGACAGUUCUGAUUCACUGUCAUCAGAUUCUGAACUACAUUCACCAAUACCUGGUAGUCGAAAAUCAUCUUCAACUGUUGGCAAACGAGUACAGUCACCUAGUAAACAAGACAAUAAUUUUGAAAAAACUAAAGAAUCUGUCAGUCGUGUUUCUGAAGAUGGUGAUAUUACUCCAGUUUCAUAUCCUUCUGUUAUACCAAAGCAUUCUUCUACUAGUGAUUCAUCAAGUCAACAAUUGAAGAAUAGACUCAGUGAACAUCCCCUCUUACCGUUUGCACAUCAAAACUUUUUAAAUAGGUAAUU